Molecule: messenger RNA, 2364 nt
Organism: Acanthocheilonema viteae
Lineage: Eukaryota; Metazoa; Nematoda; Chromadorea; Rhabditida; Onchocercidae
Source: the annotation of a GenBank genome assembly
AUGGAUUUAAUCAGUCAUGAAGAUGAGAAUCUUGUACGUGAGAUCACAUUGGAGUAUCUGAACUUCUUGGAUGAUUCCGGUGAUGAUAAAAUUUAUAUGCAAAAAUGCGAAGAUAUGAUCAAGGAGAAUGGAUCACGAAUCAUCGUGAACCUGAAUGAACUUCGAAAAAAGCUUCCGCAACGAGUUAAUGGGCUACUACGAAAUUUUGUACCCGAAAUUCUGUGUCUGCAACAGGCGAUGAAGGACUAUGUAAGCCGAUUAGAUCCCGAAUACGGGAAGAUGCGAGAUUUCAGUGUUGGUUUUGAAGGAAGCUUUGGUGAUCGACAUGUAAAUCCUCGAACAUUGAAAUCACAGUUUCUUGGCAGUAUGGUUUGCUGUGAAGGUAUCGUCACCAAAUGUUCUGCAUUACGACCGAAAGUAGUUCGUAGCGUACACUACUGUCCUGCAACUAAAAAGACAUUUGAGCGUCGUUACACUGAUUUAACAUCAUAUGAUACCUUCCCAUGCAGCAAUGUUUAUCCUACGGAGGAUGAGAAUAAAAAUCCACUUGAAACCGAGUAUGGCUUAAGUACUUAUCGAGACCAUCAAACAUUUUCUAUGCAAGAAUUACCGGAGUAUGCGCCACCAGGACAACUGCCACGUUCAAUAGAUGUUGUGGCUGAUGAUGAUUUAGCCGAUAGCUGUAAGCCGGGCGAUCGUGUCCGCGUUAUAGGUUUGUACAGGUGUUUACCAAACAAACAAAAUGGUUAUACCAGUGGCAGUUUCAGGUCGAUUAUUAUUUCCAAUAAUAUACAGUUAUUAAGCAAGGAGAUGCAGCCAAAUUUUUUGCCAGACGAUAUUAAAAAUAUUCGGAAAAUGAGCCGACAAAAGAAUGGUUCACAUAUUAGAGGAGAUAUUAAUAUACUUUUGAUUGGUGAUCCAUCAGUGGCAAAAAGUCAGCUGUUAAGAUAUGUAUUGCAUACCGCACCACGCGCUGUAGCAACUACUGGACGUGGCUCAAGUGGCGUGGGUUUGACGGCAGCAGUAACGACUGACAUUGAUUCUGGCGAACGUCGUCUCGAAGCUGGCGCAAUGGUUUUGGCUGAUAGAGGGAUCGUUUGCAUUGAUGAGUUUGACAAGAUGUCUGACAUUGAUCGGACAGCAAUACAUGAAGUGAUGGAACAGGGACGAGUAACAAUUGCUAAAGCUGGAAUUCAUGCAAAAUUGAAUGCAAGAUGUUCUGUUCUUGCUGCUGCAAAUCCAGUGUUUGGAAGGUAUGAUUUAUUCAAAACACCCAUGGAAAAUAUUGGCAUGCAGGAUUCAUUGUUGUCACGUUUUGAUCUUAUAUUCGUACUCAUGGAUGAGCAUGAUCAAAAACAGGAUAAUAAUAUUGCGGGACAUAUCCUAAAACUUCAUCAAUAUCGCACACCUGGUGAGCCGGAUGGUGCAGUACUACCAAUGGGAGCUGAUGUUGAAACUCUUACUACAUUUGAUAUGGAGGAAGUGUCCACAACAAAUGAAAUUUGCGAAAAAAACAAAGACUGGUGCGCUGGCAAGGCGAGUGACAAACUAUUCACGAUACAAUUCGUACGGAAGUAUAUUCAUAUGGCAAAGUCUGUGAAACCAAAACUGACAGAAGAAGCUUCUGCUUACAUAAGCGAAUGCUAUGCUGAACUGCGCUCAUUUGAUACAUCUAAAACGGAUCGCGAACGGACUAUGCCGGUGACAGUAAGACAGUUGGAGACUCUGAUUCGUAUAUCAACAGCUAUGGCAAAAGCGCGACUAGCAAAAAAUGUGGAACGAUCAGAUGCAGAGAAAGCUUAUCAAUUACUACAUUAUGCGUGUUUCAAAGAAAAGCCAAAAGAACGAUUGGAAAUGGAAGAAAAACGUAAAAAGAAACGUGGAGUAAAUGAAGAAAGUGAUGGUGGGGAAACAGAAGAUGAGGAAACUGAAGAUUUGGAGAAUUUGACUUCGAUAAAAGGAACAGAAACGCAGACUUCACUUCGUCGAACGAAAAGGUAUGGUGAGGACACCCAAAUAUCUGUCCUCGCCGAUUCAGAGGCAACUACAGUGCAAAUGGGUGAAUCUAGCAUGGAUAGAACAGUGGAUACUGCAGACUUAGGUGGUCCCAGUCCAAAACGACCCCGUCAUGAAACGCCAUCCAUUAGCAUCGACCGGUACAAAAAAUUCCGUAAAUAUCUAAGAAAAGCUUUCGAUGACUGUGAUAAUCCAGAUGAUAUGAUCGAUAUUUCCAUCAUUCGCAAUGCCAUUCAGGAACAAGCUGGGCGACUGCCAUUUAGUGACGCAGAAUUCGAAGCCGCUUUUGAACAAUUAACAGCAGAAAAUGUCGCAAUGAUUGCAGAUAAUCGAAUUACACUAAUCUAA